This is a messenger RNA of Myxocyprinus asiaticus (Chinese sucker), 2651 nucleotides long. Its product is annotated as photoreceptor-specific nuclear receptor-like. The transcript is spliced from 8 exons. Gene Ontology annotation, molecular function: nuclear receptor activity; RNA polymerase II cis-regulatory region sequence-specific DNA binding; zinc ion binding. The record is from RefSeq and is a predicted model, not a curated record. The coding region runs from base 279 to 1559 and encodes 426 amino acids. NCBI's taxonomy places the organism in Eukaryota, Metazoa, Chordata, Actinopteri, Cypriniformes, Catostomidae. Gene Ontology annotation, biological process: cell differentiation; anatomical structure development; positive regulation of transcription by RNA polymerase II.
UUGGCAUACCAUGAGGAGUUGACAGAAGUUCUAAAGAACGGAUAUCCAGAGAACCCAAAGUCCAGAGCAGAGAGAUCCAUCCAGACCAACGAGUCUUCACUGGACCUUGAAGAAACAUCUGAUAUUGGCGCAAAUCUCAGUGCUGGACGAUUCAUCUAUUUAAGAAGCAUCUAAGAUUCCAAUCAAUCUUCUACGGACACAUAAUUUGGCCUCAAAAGACAGAUCCUUCCAAGGGUACACUUUAGGAACAGCUUCGGUAAACUUCUACAACUUAUUGAAUGGAGGAUCCAAUGUCAGAAAUGUCCAUGGUUCCUUUCGUGUCACCAACAGAGUCUUCCAGGAGCAACUCAACCGAUGACAGUCAAGAGGGUAAAAGUCUUGCUCCUGGCAAGGUCCUGAACUCAGGACUUCUCUGUAAAGUGUGUUCUGAUACCAGCAGUGGGAAACACUAUGGAAUAUAUGCUUGCAAUGGCUGCAGUGGCUUUUUUAAGCGUAGUGUGAGACGCAGACUCAUCUACAGAUGUCAAGCCGGUACAGGCAUGUGUCCAGUGGAUAAAGCCCAUCGUAAUCAAUGCCAGGCAUGUCGCUUAAAGAAAUGCCUUCAAGCUGGCAUGAACAAGGAUGCUGUCCAGAAUGAGCGUCAGCCCCGUAGUACCGCUCAAGUCAGGUUAGAUGCUCUGGAUGUGGACAAAGACAAGGAGCACCUGGCCACCACGCUGGAGCCCACCUCCUCCUCCACCUGCUCCAUAGUCAACCGCCCACUGCUGGGCUCCUCCAUCAGCUCCAGUAUCAGCUCCACUGAUGUCAACCAGCACUCCAGCAGCCCCAAGAAUGGGCAUCGCUUCAUGGCAAGUCUCAUGACGGCCGAAACCUGCGCCAAGCUGGAGCCAGAGGAUGUCGAUGAGAACAUUGAUGUUACCAGUGAUGAACCCGAGAGGAGUUCUCCGGACUACAGCAGCGCUCUUUACCCCACACGCGGCCCAGAAAGUGUGUACGAGACAUCUGCUCGCCUGCUCUUCAUGUCCGUGAAAUGGGCCAAGAACCUGCCUGUGUUUUCCCACCUACCUUUCAGAGACCAGGUGAUUCUACUUGAGGAGGCGUGGAGUGAGCUUUUUCUUCUGUGUGCAAUUCAGUGGUCGUUACCACUAGACAACUGCCCCCUGCUGUCCUUACCUGACCUCUCACCACCAGGACAGGGCAAGGGCAGCCCCUCCGCCUCAGAUGUGAGGGUCUUGCAAGAAGUGUUUAGCCACUUCAAGCCCCUGCAAGUGGAUCCAACUGAGUUUGCAUGCCUGAAAGCCAUUGUUUUGUUUAAACCAGAGACACGAGGACUUAAAGACCCAGAGCAGGUGGAAAAUCUACAAGAUCAGUCACAAGUGCUGCUAGCUCAACAUAUCCACACUCUUUACCCGAAUCAAGUCGCCAGGUUUGGCAGACUAUUGCUUCUCCUUCCAUCCCUUCACUUUGUGGGUUCAGGGAGAAUCGAGCAGCUUUUCUUCCAGAGAACCAUCGGGAACACGCCAAUGGAGAAACUCCUGUGUGAUAUGUUCAAAAACUGAAAAAGAGACUGAUCCUUGAGGGGUGAAAUCCUCUGAUUGUAGGUGCUUUGCUCUACUGCUAUGCUAGUUAAUAUGCCAAUGAAGCUGCCUGAAUGCUGAAAAAGCGCAAAUGUAUAUACAGUUGCUUAAUUUUCUCUUCAUAUCUUAUUUUGUUUCUCUUCUUAAUUUGUGUCUCUUUUUAUACCCAUAAUAUUGCUCAUAAGUCUAUGCAUCUCCAUUAUGUGGAAUCUCCUUUUUUUUUUUUUUUUUUUUUUGCCUUCCAAGCUUGUUAUAAUAGAUUAUUUAGCUAUAUAUAUGAAAGUAAUUGUUAUCAAAUACCCUUCCUAAAGGGGACACUUUUGGUAAAAGCUGAAUGAUAUGCCUCUUAUUUGUAGGACUUAUAAAUAAAAAAUUAAUAAUUAUUGAUAUUCUUGUAUUUUACUUUUUUACAGUCUAUCUAUCUAUCUAUCUAUCUAUUAAUUUUUUUUUAAAUAUUACACUAUUGAAAUAUGUCGAGGGCUACACUACAUUUGACAGUGAAUUAAGUAUAAUUGACUGAAUUAUUGUAAAAUAAUGUGGUAAUGUGGCCACAACACGAAGCGGGCUUUAGCCUCAUAGCCUUUUUGACCCUUGAAACUGUCACAAAGGCUUUGUCUGUGAUGAACGGCCAUGUUGUCAGCAACAGGCCCUUGAAUAUCGCACUUUCCCAAAGCAUAGAGGAGACAAGCUAAGAUGACAACAAUGGCAGCGCUGAGAUGCCCGAUGUCAUCACUGAGAAUGUAUAGGAGGAACUUAAAACACUCUCCAUGCUCUUCCUCACUGUGAGUAUCUCCAGGAGAUGGAGGAGUCCACAUCACUGACUCCUGAACAGACCUCUGCUCCCAGUCAACAGUUCACCCUCAGAGCCAUAGGGCCUCUGUACUUACCAGCUCUCCAGAAAAUGGCCUUAGUGUAUGCCCAGUACACCAUUCCUGACAGUGCAAGUAAAAUCAGUCAAGCAGAUUCACAGCAGGGCGACCACUCCAGCCAGCAGUCAUCAUUCCAGGGGCCUUUGCUUAGAGAUGCAUUGGAAACAUCAGUAAGAAUCGUGGUGAAGAGCCCGGCAGCUUGGAG